AUGACCUUCCCAACCGCGCAAGAAAUUGAAGUCGUGUUUCAUGACAAUGCGGUCGCUGCAGCGCAAGCAGCGGCGCAGUCAAGCGGGGCCCCCGGGAGCACUGCCGCCGAGGAUCGCGUGCUCCUCAAAUCAAUGUGUAUGGCAGCGCUCAUGACAGGGUUCCAGCGCCUGUCCAAUGAAGACACCUUGAUGGCGUUAGGACUUACGGACGCCAUGAGCCGGUUUUGGGAGGUCCUCGAUGGCCCAGAAGGAUCCGGGGCUGCUGCACUGGAGCGCUUGAGGGACACCGUCGUACUUAAAGACGUACCGAUGGAGCACGACGGAAUUCAAGGAGCGCCGGGUUUGCCCCAGAUGACCCGGCAGCAUGGAGGGGAUGGCGGGAACGUGCUCAUCCCGCCAGACAACGUCUCCCUCUCUGCAUUUCGCACAGAAAUGAGGGACGCGUUCGACGCUGAGACCACCCGAGUCGAGGCCGUCAACGAGUUGCUCGACGCGGAGAUCACGAGGGAGGAGAACAUGCAUAUGUUACUUGAACGGAGGCACAUCGGAGAGGAAGAGGACGGAAUCGCACACUACAUCAAUCAGCUGAACCUGCGACUACUGCCGCCGAUGGUCAUGCCGAUUCCGGACAGUCCACCCGGGCAGUACAAACAACUCGAAAACGGCGAAUACACGAAGGUGUUGAAUCCGGGGGAAAAGCUACAGUAUUUGGACGACAUCAUCGAAGCCCUGGUGGCGCAAUACGCGAUCAUGGACGAGUAUAUUUCGGCCGAAAUCGGGUUCUGGGAAUCAGUAUUGGAGGGCAGUGAGCGGGAGCAGCGUGACUGGUAUGCGCGGGAUGCCCUGCACCCGGUGAUGGAGGAUUCAGACUAUUUUGCCCGCGGAUUUACCGAGUACCGUGGGUUGGAAGACAUGCACGAAGGGUAA
Messenger RNA from Fomitopsis serialis, 927 nucleotides. RefSeq lists its product as uncharacterized. The transcript has 4 exons. Bases 1 to 927 code for a protein of 308 amino acids. The record is from RefSeq and is a predicted model, not a curated record. NCBI's taxonomy places the organism in Eukaryota, Fungi, Basidiomycota, Agaricomycetes, Polyporales, Fomitopsidaceae.